AUGGCGACGGGCGGCGGCGUGACGUCAGGGCGCGCGGCGGGCGGGCCGGCCGGCAGCGGCGCGGGGGCGGCGGGGGGCGGCCGGCGGCGGGGGCCGCGCCCGCGGGAGGCCGGCCGCGAGGAGGCGGGGAGCCGGGCCCGGGGCGCUCGGGGCCCGACUCGCGGGAGGCGGCCGGGCGCGGGGCCGGGCCCUGGCGAAGCGCCCCCUGCGAAGCCUGAGGAGGAACCCGGCGCGCUGGGAACGGGGCAGGCAGCGGGUCCCGGGAAGGCGGACGGCGGGGGCCUUGCGCCUGGCACCGAGGGAGACGCCGGCGGCCCGCGGCCCUGCGACGGGGGAAGCCUCUCAGCAGCGCCGCGAGAAGAGUCUGUCCCACGAACACAGGUGGAGAGGAGGAAAACAAGUCCGUACUUCUCAAGUAAAUAUAGCAAAGAAGCUCCAAGCCCGCCUAGAAGGAAGGCCUUCAGGAAAUGGACUCCUCCACGUUCUCCUUUUAACUUGGUCCAAGAAACACUUUUCCACGAUCCGUGGAAACUGCUCAUUGCAACCAUAUUUCUCAAUAAGACGUCAGGUAAAAUGGCGAUUCCUGUGCUCUGGGAGUUCCUUGAGAAGUACCCUUCUCCCGAAAUAGCCAGGACCGCGGACUGGAAGGUGUCAGAGCUGUUGAAACCUCUCGGCCUCUAUGCGCUCAGGGCGAAGACUAUAAUCAAAUUUUCAGAUGAGUACCUGACCAAGCAGUGGAAGUACCCCAUUGAGCUGCACGGAAUUGGAAAAUACGGAAACGACUCCUACAGGAUCUUCUGCGUCAACGAAUGGAAAGAGGUGCAGCCGGAGGACCACAAGCUGACCACGUACCACGCCUGGCUCCGGGAGAACCGCGAGCAGCUCGGCGUGGGCUGACCGGCGGCGGGGCCCCCGCGGCCGGGUCCUGGUUGUGGAGCGGCGCCCGGCGGCCCCCGCACCAAGGAAGGAAGUGCUCAGCAGCUGUUCGGUCUCAAUAAACGCCCCUGUGUCAGCGCC
Messenger RNA from Cygnus olor (mute swan), 1017 nucleotides. It is a transcript of the gene MBD4, whose product is annotated as methyl-CpG binding domain 4, DNA glycosylase. Gene Ontology annotation, cellular component: nucleus. The record is from RefSeq and is a predicted model, not a curated record. Gene Ontology annotation, molecular function: DNA binding; catalytic activity. Lineage: Eukaryota; Metazoa; Chordata; Aves; Anseriformes; Anatidae. Gene Ontology annotation, biological process: DNA repair.